AUGACCAACGCCCUCAAAGCGACCAGCAUCGGCUGGCUGGUCAUCUCCGUCGGCCAUGUGGUACGUCCCCUCCAACUACCUUCUCUCUUCCUCAUCACCCACGUCCAUGGUAAGAACCCCGAUAAAAACAAAAAUCUGAGAUGCAUCCAGCUCGGCGCCAAAGAAUGGCAAUCCUCUCCGCAAUUCCGCGCCUUGCCGGUGACCGCCGACACCUGCGCCCGCGUCGGCUGGUACCAGGGGAGCGCCUUUUUCCUGGUGAACGCACUGAUCAACUACAACUGGUCCCUGGCCCCCGAGCAGCUGCGGAACCCAAUUAACAAGGCUGCGGCGCUCGUCAUGGCGCUUUCCAUGCUUGGGAGCUCGGCGGGGUACUUCCGGGGCGGGGUUAGUAGGAACGGCCUUGUUGUUGCAGUUGUCGGGGUUUUGCAGGCCUGGGCUGCGUUGAGGGUGAAUUGA
Molecule: messenger RNA, 456 nt
Organism: Aspergillus mulundensis
Lineage: Eukaryota; Fungi; Ascomycota; Eurotiomycetes; Eurotiales; Aspergillaceae
Exons: 2
Coding region: 1-456 (151 amino acids)
Source: RefSeq, a predicted model, not a curated record